Molecule: messenger RNA, 2817 nt
Organism: Colletotrichum higginsianum IMI 349063
Lineage: Eukaryota; Fungi; Ascomycota; Sordariomycetes; Glomerellales; Glomerellaceae
Product: Fungal specific transcription factor
Exons: 4
Coding region: 1-2817 (938 amino acids)
Biological process (GO): DNA-templated transcription; positive regulation of transcription by RNA polymerase II
Molecular function (GO): sequence-specific DNA binding; DNA-binding transcription factor activity, RNA polymerase II-specific; zinc ion binding
Source: RefSeq, a predicted model, not a curated record
AUGGACGCCGCAGCUGUCUUCCGCCAUGGCCUGGGCAACAUGAUGCCGCCGAACCCGCCCUAUCAUCACCAUCCGCCUCCCAAUCAUCCCCCGCAACUCUACCCGGGCGCCGCGCGCAUUCCUCCUGCGAGUCGUGAAGAUCCCGAAAGUGACGGCCCUUCAAAUCGCAUCGCACAUACUUUGACCGCUUGCUGCCGUUGUCGUCAGCGCAAGACGAGAUGCGAUCCCACCCUGCCCCGUUGCCUGCCUUGCGAGCGCGCCGGCUCCGUUUGCGAAUACUUCGACACCACCAAAGGGAAGAAGAUCAAUCGCAACUAUGUCAUCAAGCUGCAGGACAAGGUGCGCGCCCUCGAGGCCGAGUUGCGACAGUACACCGAUGACGACAACGAGUUCUCCCAUGUCGACGAAGACAUUGUCCGCCCUGGAGGCCUGGUUCGCCUGAACGACACCGACGAGACGCCCCGCUACUUGGGACCGAGCAGUGGCAUCGCAAUGACGCGAUUGCUUGUCCAGGGUGCCAAGCUCUUUACUGAUUCGAAGCGCAUAUCCGAAUUGAUUCCUGAGGUCCGCGCCAGGCGGAUGACGCGUAUGCAGUCCAUCGUCAUGACGAGGGAUAGGAAAAAGAGCUAUCCCAUGAUCAGCGCCCACCCUGCCCAGGCUCUGCCGACCAGACCCGUCGCGAACAAGCUAGUUGAUGUCUUUUGCCAGCGCUCCCAAGUGUUUUGGCCCACGCUGCACGAAAAACGAUUCCUUGACGACCUCGAGGCCGUAUACGCGGGAGACCAGGACCCCUACAAGAACCUGAUAGUCCGCAUGGUGUUUGCCAUUAGCCUGCAAAAAAUGGACCCGCAAUAUGCUGGUCUCGCAGACAGUUACUAUUUGGCUGCCAUGGAGCACUUUGAAAAAGUCGUUCGUCCAAAAGACUUGAAGUCCCUCCAGAGUCUCGCAAUGAUCGGCCAAUACUCUCUCUUGACCCCGACCAGAACCGCUGUAUACUACAUGGUGGGCUUGGCCACACGCGUCUGUCAGGCUGAGGGUCUUACCGAUGAGAAGACCAUUUCUGCGGGCUACUCGAUGGACCCGCUGACGCUCGACAUGCGCCGCCGCUUAGCCUAUAUCAUCACGUCCAUGGAGGCCGGCCUGGCGCACAGCAUGGGACGGCCGAACGGAUUCUCAAAGGUCGACGACCGGAUGGACGUCGAGCCAUUUGCCACCGUCGACGACGAGUACAUUACAGCAGAUGGCAUCGGCCAGGGACCUACGAGCGAGAAGAAGCUAGUUGCUUUGCAUUUCUUCAAAAUGCGCAUGGAGCAAGCCGAGAUCAGGAGGGUGCUCUAUGAGAAGAAGCGUGACGAACCCAGGGACGAGACUCACCCAUGGUUCGCCAAGAUGGAAAGCGACAUCCAGCAUUGGAUCGAUUCCUCGCCUCAGAACCCGGCGUGGUGCAGACCUUGGUUCACCGGGCGAUACCACCAGAUGCGCAUCUUCCUCUACCGCCCGUCCCCGCAAGUGCCCAAGCCAUCCCCUCGUGCUGCGGCCAUCUGCUUCGAGGGCGCAUCCUACAUCAUCAAUCUUUCAAAGCAGCAGAUGGAAAAGGCGGCUGUGGACAUUACCUGGGUCUUCCUCCUCAACCUCUACAUGUCUCUCAACACGCUGCUGUGGACCGUUUCAUACCCCGAGAUCCGGCAAGCUCACCCUCGAGAGGAAGUGGAGGAGCUGGGAGACCAGACACUCGACAUUUUGGAACAGUGCACCGAACGCUGGCCGGGGACCGCGCAGGCUGUGCAACUGUACUCCAUCUUCGCCAAGGCCUGCUUGCAGAGCUACGAAGCGAGAGAUACCCCUGUGCUGCAACCGUCCAGCACUUUCACCACUCCGCCAUCGCUCUUUGACGGCAACUCGCCGCAGGGUUCCGAGAUCUCGGCAUCGACAGCACCUGGCGGCGGCGGACCGUCGUUCAAGGUCAACCCACCCCAUAACCCACCGCAGUUCGGCUUCGUGUUCGACGCGACGCCCGAAUCCAUGAACACAUAUCAGUGGGAUCCCAAUUUUCCCCCUCAUCCGACCUUCCGAUCAAACUCCAUUUGGGGCAACUCGUCUAAUGAGAACAUGGGACGCCGUUUCUCGGCGUACCCCCCCGAAUCGCCACUCGAGGAUUCCACGCCGCCGGCGACGACAACGCCUGGUUAUACAUCCUCGUCAUCGCCGCCCAGUACCAUUAACAACGCGAUGCCCACGCCCCCGGAGUCAAUGGGUCAGCAUGUCGGAACGCCAUCGAGCUCGACCGUCUCGCCCCCGGCGAUGGGCACCCCCGCCAUGUCGCACUCUUCUUCGCCCCUCGUCCUCCAGCACGGCACGCCCAACAUGGCCCAACACAGCACGAACAUGUCACCACCCCCGCUGCCGGGCCCCGGCCAGUCGGGCAGAGCGCCGAACUUUGCUCCUCCUCCACCGCCUCCAACGUCGAAUCCCGGCGCUCCUCAACGGCCGCUACCCGAUUACAACCCAGUGACAGACUGGUUCAACCCCCCGCCACCCUUUAUCAAUCCCGAAACCUUCAGCUCCAUGAGCAAUAGUUUCUUUGGCGAGUCAUUACAGGCCCAUGGACUGAACACGCAAAACGCCGGCCUGGGGCUGGAUCAUUUUGGCAACCAGCCGUUCAACUGGUCUCAAGAGCGGCAGGGCAGUCUCAGCCAGCAGCAGCAGGUUGAGCUCAUGAAUGUCCUCGAAAACGAAGGCAUGAGCGACAUCGACGCCCUCCUCAACAUGGGCAUGAACGGUUCCGCCAAUGUCGGAAGUGGCUGGGCUCAGGCAUGA